Molecule: messenger RNA, 8910 nt
Organism: Drosophila simulans
Lineage: Eukaryota; Metazoa; Arthropoda; Insecta; Diptera; Drosophilidae
Exons: 8
Coding region: 291-8261 (2656 amino acids)
Biological process (GO): regulation of DNA-templated transcription
Cellular component (GO): RSF complex
Source: RefSeq, a predicted model, not a curated record
UUCAAUUACAUGGGAGCAAUAUGCAGUAUUGUCGAAAAGUGACUGCGCGGCCACACUGAAACCCAUAACAGAAAAUAAAGCCUUUUCGCUUGCUUUAAAAUAGGAGUUUACCCCGUACAAGAGCUGUCUCGCGGCUAGAAAUAUGCACCCUCGAAGCCACGCAGUGCCGCGCAACCAAAGAGCUUGAUUCUUGGACAAAUGACUCGUGUUUGCAGUGCCUGUUUUGAGGUUUUGCCAGAGUAGUAUACAGCACCCGAAAAUUUUCGCUCGUUCUCGGGGACUCAUGAAAAAUGGCGGCGUCCUCAGCUGCGGCUGCGGCGCCCACCAAUCCGAUCUCGCUUCCAACGGACUCCAUAUCGGAGGAGUGCAAGGACGACGACGCCCUGACCUCCACGCUGCACACAUGCGCCAAUGAUCCGGACUUUGCGGUCAUUUGUGCCUUCCUGCAGAAAUUUGCCAAGGACCUGGGACUUAGCCUGCCCAAUUUCAAGCAUCUCCAGGAGUGGUUGACAAACAACAACGAAGUUCCUGAGCUAAGGGACUUGCACAUAAAGCUGCUCCGUAAAACCCGUAAGACGGUUCACGAAAAGAGUUGGGAGUCAGCCCUCAGCAAAUUCUGCUUCGGUUACUCUGUGCAAGAUGCCUGGGAAAUCGAACGUUUUGGAUAUAGGAAUUCCAGCCUGAAGGUUAAACUGCGAAUAUUUCGAGAACUUCUCGAAAGUCAGUUCGAACGCAAUGCCAAGUUUCGGGCCCACAUACUCACAUUGAAUGCCGAUACCUUACGCUCGGAGCCAAUUGGAAGGGACCGGUUGGGACAUGCCUACUGGCUGACUCAGGAUGCCCACUGUAAUCUGCGGAUCUACCAGGAGCAUCUAGACGAGGAAAUUUGGCAGGUGGUUGCCACGAACCGGGACGAGUUUGUAAAUCUCAUUUCAAGGCUGCGCGGAAAUGAGGUGGUACUUCCUUCGAAGGACAUUGGUGAGGCCGAUGAGGACACCAGCAGCAGCAACAGUUGCCCUCCCAAACCACCGCCCCCCGAACAGAAAGAAGAAGAGGAUGAAGAGGAAGUGGGAGAUGAGCCCGUAAAAACUGUACCCAAUCUAAAGAUUAAACUCCGCUCUCCCGAUCAAGAGGAUCAAAAGUCUAAAAAAGUUAAGCCACUGCUUAUUAGCCAGGCCAAACUUUCGAGUAGCGCAUCGCCGGCCCCAACCAAAAAACGUUCUAUCGAAGACGUAGACAGCAGCCCCACAGCCUCCCAGGAGGAACAGCAGAAGAAGCACCGUCCCACACUGCUUGAUACAAAGCGAAUCAAAAAGCCAAGUCGCUACGAAAGUACUAAGGAUGAAAUUGAAGAAGAGUCCGGAGAAGAGGAUGAGGAAGAAGAGGACGAGGAGGAUUCUGAAUUGGAUGAGGGUGAGGAAGAGGAAGAUGUCGAUAGUGCGGCGGCGGAUAUCGAGGAGGAUGACGAUGAUGAAGAUACUGGAGAGCCUAUAGAGGAUCCAACGAUAGUGGUGCACGGCCAAGGAUCAGGACUUGACUGUGAAGCCAUCCCUUAUAAUUUCAUUGGCAACCUUGAUUAUGGGGAUGACUUGGAGAUCGGGGAAGCCAUUGCAGAUCCAAUGCUCCAUGUGAUUGGUCAAGGGUGGGGGACCGACUGUCUCGUGGGGAACGGUAAAAACGAAGCUUCCGUGGAGGAAACUUCAACGCACACAUCCGAACCAAAGGCCACGUUCUUUUUUGGCGAGCCCGGAUGUCUUAAGCUAAGUCCCAUGAAGCAAACAUCAAAACCGGAGGUAAAACGCAGCAUUUUUGACAGCUUGAGCGAGGAUAAAACAAAUGGUGAAAGCGAAAAGUGCAUAGAAAACACACCGCCUAGAAAUGGUAGCGAACUCACAAAAACUCUGGGAGAUAGUGAAGACACAGCAUCUGCGGGUGCAGCUACAUUAGAAGAGACUAACAUAUGCCAAGAAGCUAAAGUGAAUAUAAUCUCAGACGAUCAAAUAAAAAAAAAGGAAUCCGAACUAGUGGCUAAAAGGAAUAUACAGGAUAGUACCAUAAGCGUGAUCGAAAAGAAUGAGGAAAUCUCUAAAGGUCGUACCGAAAGUGAGGCAAUAGAAGGAGUGAAGAAUAGGACAAAUGAAGUUUCAGUCUUACAAAAUAAUACAAAUGAAAGCGAUAACUCCUCCAUUCAGACUCAGGAUCAGCAUUUAAUUCCAGCUGAACUAAAAAAAACAAAGGAACCAGUAACAGAAGAAUGCGUCCUGGAAAGCGUUACAGCUGAGGAUAAACUGUUAAGAAAUCAUCAGCAAAUUUCGAAAAGAGGCUUGGAUACUGCAUCUAAUGAGAAACUAUCGUGUGAAGCACAAAGCCCUGUACCUAACCAAUAUGAUUCUCAAAUGAAAUCAGAACAGGAAACGGCAACGAGCGCUAAAUCUUCUUCAACGGAUGGGGAAGAUGAAACAGCAAAAUCAAAAUGUUUGAUUGACCCUUAUGCAGGAAAAAGCAAUGAUAAAGGUAUUAUUAUGAAUAAAAUUGAUAUGGCAGAAGGGGUUAAUGAAACAUUGAUUCAAGAUGAUCCACCUAAAGAUAUUUCAAGAAGCGAAACGAAUACAACAUGUCUUGAAAUUAAUAUUUCGCCAUCUGCAGAACAUAGGAUUUCGGAAAAAAUGCCAGCCAUAGGUGCAAGUACAUCCCAAAGCUUACAUUUCGAAGACAAUGGAAAAUCCAGAGAGGUUGACGGUGAGUCAAGGACGAGUGGUGCUGGUGAGGAAAUAACUAAACCGUCUACGUUAUUAAAUCGCAAGCGGCGUCUUAAUGACUCUCAGUCCGCUCUACGAAAUUCCACCUCCGAAAGCGAAGUGCAAGAAGAGGAACAGCAAGAUGACGAUCCUACCCUGGACGAUUUGGAUGUGGGCGGCAAGCGCAUUAAAAUGAGACCGAAGACCGCUAACGCGGAGUCCAGACGAAAAGUGGAGUCUCAAAAAACGCAGUUAGAAGAAACUACUUCGUCCAGCGGAGAAGACGAUGCGCGUGUUCGCCGCAAGUGUAUAGCUCCUCACACUAAAACAAAGCCCACUCUGGAGGAAAUUAUUGAAAGAAAGUUAAAGAAAAGUAUAGAGAUAGAUUUGCCUGAAAAGACAACUGGAAAAAUAAUGGAAAAGCCAAAGCAAGGGAUCCAGCAAACUAGAGAAGCUACCCCGCCCAUCAGCUCCUUAAGUCCGCAAAAAAAAACACCGAUAACCAAGCCCCUAAAGAAAAAUCUCCUAACUCAACUACGACAGGAGGAGAGUGAAGAAGAGCCCAUACCAAGAAAACGAACAAACAGUGAGACACUCGUGCCUGCAAUUCCAGCUUCUAACGUAAUUUGUCAAGCAGACGAGCGUCAUCGCAAGCGUCGUAGCAGUGAGGAUGCGAAUGAAGCGUUUUCCAAGGAAUCCUCCCCUACUGAAGUGCCUCCGUCAGCCGUAAACGAGAAGUUGAAGCGCAAUAACGAGCAGGACAUACAGGAGGAAGUCGAGGAUCCACUUGCUAUGUCUGUCAAAGAUUCAUUACCUUCAGUUAAAGACCAAUCGCCUGUACCGGAGGGAUGUGCCCGUCGUUCUGGUCGCAGAGGUGGAGCUGCUGUCAUUCACUCCGAGCUUCCUCAGCCAAAAAGGACUCGAGGUGGGGCCAGGGAUAAAAUGCAGCCAGAGGUCAAUGCUGAGCUUAAGCAGGAAUCCGAAGAUGAUGAGAAAAUUUCAGGCAAACUAAAAUCUGAAGCUAAAGACGAUCCAGCCCCAGAAAUACCAGAAAAUAGGAAAAAACCAGAGGAGAAACCCAUCAAAGAAAAGCCCAACGAGGAGCCAAAGCCAAAGGUGGGUCGAGGACGUGGGCCGAGAAAGAAGCGUGAGGUGGAUACUACAAAUAUCAUUGAGAGCAACGACUCGGAGACGCCUGUGCGCCAAUCUAGGCGCAUUGCCCAGCAGAAGAUCAAAGAGGAAGCUGAAAGACGAAAGCAAGAGGAGGUUGCUCUACGUUCCAUGAAACAGGAGCUUAAGAAAAAGAAAAAAGCCGAGAAGGAAGCAGAUCCUACUGUGCUAGAGCCAUCAGGAGAAGAAUCAGAAUCCGAGGCCAGCGAGGCGGAGGAAGAGGCCCGUAAUAAGAAGAAAAAAAAGUGUCCUGGCAAGGAUGGCUGGUCUUCUGAUUCAGAAGAACAGCCGGAAAGCGAGGAGGAAGAGGAGGAGCCACCGCACUAUGAAACGGAUCCUGGUUCGCCACUCUUCCGGUCCGAUCACGAAUUUUCGCCAGAAUCGGAGCUUGAAGAUGAGUCUCAAGUGGUACCAAUGAAAAGAGCGCGCACCGUACGGAAGGAGAAUGCCGAUGACCUAGAGGAGGAUGCGGAGGAAGCUUGUCAGAAGUGCGGCAAGUCUGACCAUCCGGAGUGGAUUUUGCUCUGCGACACGCCUACCUGUAACAAAGGGUACCACUGCUCCUGCCUCUCACCAGUGCUCUUCUACAUUCCUGAGGGCGAUUGGCACUGUCCUCCUUGUCAGCAGGAGCAGCUCAUAGCUGCCCUGGAGAGACAGCUGGAGCAAUACGACACAUUGGUAGCUCAAAAGCAACAGGAACGGAUUUUGGCUGAAGAGCAAGCCGAGCGAGAGCGUCAGGAGCUAGAGGCGGCCACGCUGGCGGCGAAGGACGAAAACUUCAAGAGCGAAAAGGAAGAGGACGAAGACGAUAGGGAUGAUAUGUCGGUCGGCAAGGCUGAAAAGGUAAAGCGGCGUCGAGGAGAUGGACGCAUUAAUAGGAGAGCUGCCAAGCGAGGCACCAGGCGCCGUCGUGGAAACGAAUCUGACUCCAGCCAUGGCAAAUCGUUACGCAGUGGCUCUAGAUCCGGAUCUGGAUCUGAGUCAAGUAGCGACAAUAGCACUAGCUUUUCUGACUCGGACGAUGAACCCAUAUACAAGUUGCGUAAGCGGCGACAGAUCAACGUGAGCUAUCGGCUUAACGAGUAUGACGACCUCAUCAAUUCUGCUUUAAAAAAGGAGAUGGAUGAGGUUGCCGGAGCAGGAAAUCUGGGCCGAGGCAAAGACAUAUCCACCAUUAUUGAGGCGGAUAAGGAAAAGGCACGACGCGAUGAUCUGCCUACGGAGGGUGAAGUGGAGAAUAAGGAAGACGGUGAGAAGGAGAAACAUAAAUCAAAAUCUAGCGGCAGUAGUCCGUCAUCGUCAGAAGACGAAGUACCCCUCAAACGUAGCAACAAGUUUAAGCAACCUCCUGCCAAAAAGAAGGCUCGAAAACUGACCACCCUGGACGUUAGCAGCGAGGAAGAUAAUGGCAGCGAUGAGGAUUUUAAAACGUCCAGUUACUCGGAUGAAGAUACCUCACAGUCCGCAUCCGGAGACUCAGACUCAAGCUUGGAGGUAUACAGGCGUCCCGGUCGAGGGAAAAAGCAAAGAAAGGCAGCCAGGAGAGCGGCACGUGAAAGGCGCAAGGAUAGAAAGUUUGUUGUUGAAGAGAGCGACGAAAGCGAAGACGAAGAUCAGAAGCGACGGAGUACAAAGUCAAAAAAAAAGAAAGACGAUUCUGACUAUACAGAAACGGAAACGGAAGAUGACGAUGAUAAUGAGUUGUCCGAUAACGUGGACAGCGCCGAUUUGUGUGACGACACCACUUCUGAGAGCGAGGAUGGUGCCUGGAAUCCUUCUUCUAAAAAGAAGAAGACGGUGGCCGCGAAGAAGUCUAAUUCGUCGGGUGGCAUCGCCAGAAAGUCACCCAAGCUAAAGAAGCUAGCCACCCAGGCUGGGAAAAAGGUCAAGCGCUUGGAAUACUCUGACGACGACAUAAGCGAGAGCGAUUUGGGAGAGGAUGAUGACGAUGACGAUGAAGAUGAAGAGGGUGCACCCUUGUCGGGCAAAGGUUCAGGCAAACAACCUCGUUCUCAGCCUCUUAAACCAACCGCAUCUUCAACCCAACCAGGCAAGGGUAAAGGAAAAGGCAAGGCCAAAAAGAAAAAACCGGUGUCCUCUGAAGAAGAGGACGGCGCCGCUUCCGACGAUCGCACUCGCACCCGUGGUCGCCGAUACGCCUACAUUGAGGACGACGACGACAGCUCUGACGGCGGCAUUAAACCUGGCGUGCAUCGGCCGGAUACGCCACCUGAGGAGCGUCAAAAAUUCAUCCAGCGGCAGGAGGAGAUAAAGCGUAUGCUCGCAGAGAAAAAUGCAGAGGGUGCGAAGAUUGCUGCUACACCACGUCUCACGCCCCUAAAAUCUGGUGUCACUGCAUCGGAGAAGCGCACACCUGGCAAGGCAGCAGGCAGUGAUUCGCUUUCCACGGUGCCGCUCUCAGUGAUUCGGCAGGCCAAGGUGCUGGACAUCGAUUACCUGCAACGCAAAGGAGAGACCAUUGGAGAUCUAGAUGAUGUGGACGAGUCGGAGCUUGACGACGCUGAGCUGCCCGACGACUUGCCCGAGGACAUGGAGGACGCGAUUGCUCGAAUGGUGGAGGAGGAAGAACAGUUCAGCGCGGCAGUGGCAGCUCGUGAGCUUCCUGGAGCAGAGGAGGUUCUGCGCACUACGCCUUCCAAGACCAAGCAAACUAGCAGGGUGAUACCUGAGAGUCCAGCUCAAAAUUCCGCGCCCAGUACAUCUGGCUUGCAGGAACCACACCGAAAGCGCCUUCCCAUGCCCACCAUGCAUCCGCCGCUACUGCGCCACCAGUUCCCAAUCUCCGCCGGCCCGUCUCAUUCUCCCGCAUCUCUGGUUCCUCCUCACGCAGCUCACGGUAUGCAUCCCAUGCUUCAAAGACACCUUUCGCAGACUGUCCCCCCACCACAGGCCAUGCAUCUCCUGCAAAAUGCCUUAUCCGCUCCUCUUGGUCAGCCGCUCGGAUGUGGUAAUUACGGAUCCGGUCCUAAUUCUACACAACACCUGCCUCUGGUCAUGUCUAUGCCUUCGGCUGCGGCGGCGGCUGCCCAUCUUAUGCAAUCGGCGGUCGCUUCUGCUACAGCGCGUCCAUUCGAGACAGCUUCGGGUAACCCAGCGCCUGAACCGAAACCAAGGGGUCGACGAAAAAAGGUUACACCUCUAAGGGAUCAGUUGCAGAAGCAACAAACGGCGGCCGCUGUUACAGCUGCUACUUCCUCAACUACACCGGGAUCGGCCCCCUCGGAUAAGGAGAAGGCUCAACCGCUCUUUAAGCCGCACGAGGAUGCUGCCCCUAGCGCUCCUGCUUCCCAAGCCUCUGUGAUUACCCGGAUGCCGUCGCACCUUCCUCCGGCCCAUGGACGAAGUCAUGUACCGCCCGGUGGUGUAUAUCCAAGCAGUGCGGAACUGGCCCGAUUCUAUGGCCAAGUAGCUAACCAGCAACCUAUUCCCGCUGUCCCAGGCUCCCGUUCUCCUUCUUCGACGUCAGGACCUCCCAGACACCUUUUGCGACCGCAAAUGCCACCUGGAUUGCCUCCGCCUCACGCAUCCCUACGACCCACCUACGGACCACCGCCGCCACUUCGCGGAUCUGGACCACCAACUUCCACGCCCAGUACUACGUCGAAUUCCAGGCCGGGUUACCUUCACGGAGCCGAGCACCACGGUGGCCCCUCUGGGUCCCCAAUGGGAGGAAUCUUUAAUUCCGGGCCGCCUCCAGCGCGACAUGCAUCUCCCCACUUGAAUCCCUACAGAGCGCCGCCCAUUUACGGCAAUCCAAACUAUUCGCCUCGUCUUGGUGGAGCUCCAGGAACUGGAGGUAUGCGCCCUGGAGCUGUGGACUACGUUACCGGACCACGUGGAUAUUCCCCAUAUGGCUAUUAUCCCCCGCCCCCGCCGCUGUCCACACCAUCUGCCCACGCAGCGACAAGUUCGGUGAUCGUAAGUGCCCCGCACACCCUGACGCCAACGAAUCACUCGGUUUCCACUCUGACGCAUGGAAAAACUCCUCAACCUACUCCGACACAGUCUUCAGGUCCACCACCCGCUGCAGCCCCGCCACCUACAAUAACCAGCGAAACCAGCAGCCACAAGCCACCAAUGGCUUCUGUGAUAACCAGCAAAAAGCUAACUACUCUAGAGGCGUAUCCCAUCAGGAAGUCUCCGAUCGCUGUAGUGGCCGAGGUAUCGGGUCCGGCAGAACCUGCCGGGUCACCGGCACCCAUAGCCGAGGAAGACUCAGGAUCAGCUCAUGACACGAGAGCUCCGCCAUCCGCAACGGGAACAGCAGUCGUGGGAGAGUUCAGUGGGUUGGUAAGCUACUUUAGCUCGCAACAGGAUGAUUAUGACACAUAACAAACGCCGGCAGGCACAUUAUUGAAAUUUGUAUAUAUCGAUCGGCUUGUAAAGUUAAAAAACAAUUUUACUUUAAGGCUAGAAAUCAAUCUUGGCAAUACUUUACCAAUAUAAGAUUUGUGUUUAAACUUUAAUAAAACAUAAACAGACCAAACUGAUCCGAAUUCUUUAAAAAGAUUUCCAAAGAUUCUUUUAAAUCCGCUUUUGGCGAUCAGUUGUUUUAUAGAAAUCGAUAAAGCACUGUAACUUUGUAUGUUUGAUUGCUAACGUCACUCCCAUCGGCUUUCUAUGUUGUAUUUAACUUAGUUCCCUUUAUGUGCUGUUACAGUUUAGCUAAAUCAAGCAUCAACUACUUCUAGUAUUUUAAUUUAGCUCUAUAUGAUUUUAGCCCUAACGCAAUAAAAGUAAGUUAUUAAUUAUACAUACCAUUAUUAUUAUACAAAUAUAAGAUAAACUUAUGAUCAUAAAUAUAUAGUCAAAAAAUAUAUAGAUUGAGUUAAUUACAAAAUGAUGUAAGUAAACCAGUUAUGCAGUGCAUACUUAAAAAGAUUGACUUGCGUAUCUAUUAUAACGUUAAAAUGGUACUAAAAUCAAAAAAGGGAGAAAACGUAAUGUUCACAAUAAAACUAUUUAUUAUUAGUGGAAAGUA